AUGCGUACCAAUUCGACAAAUAAAAAGAAAUCAUAUGUAGAAAUCAUUAAUGGAAGGAUAGAAAAUUCAGUGCAUAUUGAGGAUGCUAGGUUUUCGAAAAAAGGAUAUGUCGAAGUUUGGAGGAAGCCGAGAAGCAGAAAACGAACGUACACCACAAAGACAUUGUCGGAUAUGCAGGAAGAUAUUGACAAGUUAACGAAAACACUGUACAAAUUAAGGACGAACGAAAAAGGACAGCCACAGAAACCACUGCAAGUACCUGAGGAAAAAUUUGAAGAAAAAGAGCUUAGACUGAGUACAUAUGUAGAUGAUUCUGUUGAGCUUCUUUCAUUCACCGUCCGUACUCCCGAUCGACGAGUUCUAAUUAAAAAGUUCACUGGCAUUACCGUUUCCAGGACUAUUUUGGAAAUGUUACGGGAUCGAAAAGUGCGCAUCAACGAAGUUGUCACUUAUGAUUUCGCUAUCGUCUGUAAACCAAUGGAUACUUUGGAUAUUUGGAAAGAAGAAUUGGAGGAGAAUCCCGCAUUUGCUAGAAUAGAUCGUUUACAAAUUCUUCAUAUCUUACCUUCUUCUUGCUAUCAGCAUUUUACCGUGCAGGCCAUAGCUCUGAGAGAUAUACUAGUUGAAAAUUGGUUUCCUUGGCAAAUUCAAAAGAUUGCAAACAACCAGCAGAUUUAG
Molecule: messenger RNA, 678 nt
Organism: Brugia malayi
Lineage: Eukaryota; Metazoa; Nematoda; Chromadorea; Rhabditida; Onchocercidae
Exons: 3
Coding region: 1-678 (225 amino acids)
Source: RefSeq, a predicted model, not a curated record